This is a messenger RNA of Clonostachys rhizophaga, 1563 nucleotides long. The record is from the annotation of a GenBank genome assembly. Lineage: Eukaryota; Fungi; Ascomycota; Sordariomycetes; Hypocreales; Bionectriaceae.
AUGUGCACCUGGGGUGUUCUUCCUUCUUCGAGGAAUCUCCAUCCUGCAAGCUACGCAAGAAGCCAUGCUGCGCUCGUUCGUACAUGCCGCCGACUGUACCAAGCACUAAACCGUGCUCUCUAUUUGCGAAACUUGAAGCAAGAUCCAUUAACAGCGUCAUGUCUGCUAUGGGCAGUGAAUGUUGGCAACAUCGAUACGGUCAAACGAGCUCAUAUGUUUGGAGCAGCCCUCGAUAGCAGCAUCGAAGUGACUGCUGAAACUACGUAUUGCCCUCCGUGGGGAGUCAUUGAACCUGAUCCCGAAGAUUCACUCUAUCACCUUCCAUAUCAAUUCUCGUUCAUACAUGUCGCGAUACUGCGCAGGCACGUGGCCGUUGUCCAGUACCUGCUGGAAAACGGAGUUGAUGUCCACGCCCCGUCCUUGAAUUUCUGUUGCGGCGACUGGAAUUACAGCGAUGUCCCCUUGUUUCCAUUGCAUCAAUGCCUCUUCCAUGAUGGUAUUAACAGAGAAACAUCUGCUAUCGAAUGGGAACCACUUAAAGACGAACCCUCCUCUCUCACCAAUAACUCAACGCCGGCCUUGAUAAAUCUUCUUGUAAGCAAGGGCGCCUACUUGCUCGUCGAGGACCUUUCUGCGGUCUCGAAACUUUCUUCCGAAGGAUAUGACGACCUUGCUAAGCAACUUCUGAAUCGCUCCGAUGAGGUGUCCCUCUGGGCCGGACUGCAUUUUGCCGCUUCCACGAAUGACCUUCCCCUUGCAACUGACCUUAUACAACGCGGAGCAGAUGCCGCAGCUACUACCUAUGAUGGAGAGACUGCUUUGCAUUUCGCUGCCGAGUCGUGCAAGAAUGAUAUUGGUCUAAUCAAUCUCCUCCUACGACAACCAAACGUUGACCCGAGAGCCCGAGAUUUUUAUGAGGACACCCCAUUACAUUUUGCCUCCGGGGCUAGUAAUUCCGAAGUUGUUCGACUGCUUUUGCAACAGCCGAGUGUGUCGGUCAAUGGAGCCAGACGUGAUGGCCGAACCGCUCUCCAUCUUGCCUGCUUAGGUCCAUACACAGAUGCAUCAUUAGCAACGGUGCAGCAUCUUAUCGACGCAGGAGCCCCUCUUGAUGUAUUUGCAAGAAAUAUAGGCACUCCUCUACGUGAUGCACUCGAGCUAGAGGAAUUCAGAAUCGAUCAACUUAUCUGGGCUGGCCGCAAUCCAUGGCAGGUAAAGAUUCGCCCCCAACGGAUGUACGAUAUUCACGGCCGGGCCGUCGACUUUCCAAAAUCUGAGCCGAAACUUUUCCUAGAAAAAGAGAACAUAAUCUCGCUGCUCAUUGACAGCGGGGCCCAGCUGGGGCAAAUAGCAGGCUCGUCACCUCCCUGGUUGACCGCUCUAGGAUAUGCCUUUGCGGUUGAUCAAUUAGGAAAUACAGCACUUCUCGACCUACUGCUGAGACUAUCUACAUCAAGAAAUAUAGAGAAGCAGUUUUUAGACGAUUUUAUCGACAAGAGUACUAAGACGGCAGCUGAUUCACGAGUGAAACUACUCGCGUUUCGAGCCCGUCUGUUCUCAUGA